AUGGAUCUUGAAAAGUUUUACAACCAUAUCGAUCAAAACCAGGAUCUCUAUGUUCAGAGGCUUAGAGAAGCUGUAGCUAUUCCAAGCGUAAGCGGUGAUGCUUCGUAUCGCAAUGAUGUAUUCCGCAUGGGAGAUUGGUUAAUUGGAAUAUUUGAGGAGCUUGGGAUUAACUAUAAAGCCGAAGAUAUAGGCACCCAUGAAUUGGAUGGUCAGACUCUUAAAUUACCUAAGAUCCUUUUAGGCAGCUACGGUAACGAUCCAAACAAAAAAACUAUUUUGGUAUAUGGGCAUUAUGAUGUGCAACCUGCUCUCAAAGAAGAUGGAUGGGGCACCGAUCCUUGGGAAUUAGUUGAAGACUCACAAGGUCGUCUUCUUGGUCGUGGCUCUUCUGAUGAUAAGGGUCCAAUUAUUGGCUGGUUGAAUACGAUUGAAGCGUAUCAGAAAUUGGAAUUAGAAUUUCCGGUUAAUCUCAAAAUAUGCUUUGAAGGUAUGGAGGAGAGUGGAUCUGAAGGCAUAGAUGAUUUGAUUGUACGUGAGGCUAAAGGCUAUUUCAAAGAUGUGGAUUGCGUUACUAUCUCUGAUAAUUAUUGGUUAGGCACUACAAAACCAUGUUUGACUUAUGGCUUACGCGGUAUUUCAUAUUUCAAACUUACGAUUUCUGGUCCUGGACGAGAUCUUCACUCAGGCGUGUUUGGUGGAACUGUUCAUGAACCAAUGACUGAUUUAGCCCAUUUAUUUAGUAAGCUGGUAAAAGCGGAUGGUCAUAUUCUAAUUCCUGGAAUUUAUGAUGAUGUAGCCAAGUUAGAUGAAACGGAAAGUAACACAUACAAAACCAUUCAAUUUAAACAACAAGAACUGCAUGAUGCUAUUGACUCCGAUAAUUCGAUUCAUGACAAUGAGAUUGAUACAUUGAUGCACCGCUGGAGAUAUCCCACUCUUUCUUUACAUGGAAUUGAAGGCGCAUUUUCCGCGCCAGGUGCAAAAACUGUAAUUCCCGCAAAAGUUAUCGGAAAAUUUUCAAUCCGGACAGUGCCAAAUAUGGAUCCUGAUAAGGUUACGCAAUUGGUGACUGAAUUUUUGGAUAAAGAGUUUGCCAAACUGGGCAGUAAAAAUAAGAUGAAGCUAGAGUGUAUCCAUGAUGGUAAACCGUGGGUGGCCAAUACUGACCAUUGGAAUUAUGUCGCGGCUGCUAAAGCGGUUGAAAAGGUGUAUCAUGUUAAACCCGAUUUGACACGAGAAGGUGGAUCCAUACCAGUGACAUUAACCUUUCAAGAAGCGUUAGGAGAUAAAAAUGUUUUACUUUUGCCGAUGGGACGUGGGGAUGAUGGUGCUCAUUCUAUUAAUGAAAAACUCGACCGUUCAAAUUAUAUCAAUGGGAUCAAGUUGUUUGGAACAUAUUUGCACGAAGUAGCACAUAUCAAAACAGAGUGA
Molecule: messenger RNA, 1431 nt
Organism: Ambispora leptoticha
Lineage: Eukaryota; Fungi; Glomeromycota; Glomeromycetes; Archaeosporales; Ambisporaceae
Source: the annotation of a GenBank genome assembly